GCGGUGUCCAUUGGCUCGGCUGCGGCACGUCCCUCCCUCCGGAAACGCGGACCUUUCCACUUGGGCUUGGCGGUCGCGGAUCAGAUUCUAAAUGGCUGUGGCCAAGCAUAAGGAUUCCUUGAGAAAUGGUGAAAAAGACCCACUGCUCAUUUGACUUUAAAAUUUUUUGCUAUCAGCGUUUCAAGAGCUCCACCUGGGACAAUGGUGUGCAUUCCGUGUAUCGUCAUUCCAGUUCUGCUCUGGGUCUACAAAAAGUUCCUGGAGCCAUACAUAUACCCUCUUAUUUCCCCCUUUGUUAGUCGUAUAUGGCCUAGAAAAGCUGUACAAGAAUCCAAUGAUAAAAGCCAAGGCAAAGUAGACUACAAGGGUGCAGACAUGAAUGGAUUACCAGCAAAAGGGCCAACAGAAGUCUCUGAUAAAAAGAAAGACUAAAGUGAUUGUCCCAGAGGACCUCACCGCGUUGUUUUCAAAAUGGACCUAAUAAUUUGAAGCACCUUCUUUGUAAUUGUCUCUGACGUUUUCUCUUAGAUCAGAAUUCAGGAUAGAUAGUUUAGGUAUUUACCUGAUACUAAUCAGGAAACACAUGGUAUUUAUAUUUAAAAUGUAUUUAGUAAUAUUUAAUGAUCUCACUUCUAAGUUCCUUUCUCAUUAAAGUAGCUUUCUUUUCUAUUAUUGCAGUUUUGAUAAUAAAU
Pteronotus mesoamericanus is the source of this 692-nucleotide messenger RNA. It is a transcript of the gene CUNH18orf32, whose product is annotated as chromosome unknown C18orf32 homolog. NCBI's taxonomy places the organism in Eukaryota, Metazoa, Chordata, Mammalia, Chiroptera, Mormoopidae. The record is from RefSeq and is a predicted model, not a curated record. Gene Ontology annotation, biological process: positive regulation of canonical NF-kappaB signal transduction. The transcript has 4 exons. The coding region runs from base 202 to 432 and encodes 76 amino acids.